CUUUAGUUUUUAUCAUCAACAAGAAAUUGUGUAAGCUUCUCAAUGUUUUUUUUUCUUCUUAACGGUAGUUUGCACCAAAAUAUGUAACUUGUUAGCCCAGAAACUGUAAAUUUUACUGCAAAUUAUCUGAAUGUCCUGCUGCAGGAUUGUCUUCUGUUGUGAAUCUGCAUCACGAUCUGGAAACAUGUCCACAGUUUUGCCUGAUGUGGCUGAAGAAGUUCUGAAAGACAUCAGGAAAGCUUACCAGGAGACAUCUCAAAUUCCAGAUGAACUCCUUUUGGUGCUGAAAUUCGUGUUCGGAUCCUCUGCCUUGUACGCCCUAGACCUCGUUGAUCACCGAGCUGUGACGUGUGUGACGUCGCCCAGUGGAAGAAAAGUGUUUCAGGUGGUGGGAAGCUCUGGGCGUCUGUACACCUGCUACUCUUCCUGCCACUACUGUCCCUGUCCGUCGUUCACUUUCUCUGUGCUGAGGAGAAACAACAGCUUGCUGUGCAAACACAUCCUUGCAGUCUACCUCUGCCGGGCUAUGGGGCUCUGCAGGGAUGUGACGGUGACAGACCAGCAGAUGUCUGCGAUUCUCUGUGGCAGAGCAGAGGAAGAGAUGUAGACAGACCUGGAUGGAAAUCGACAGCCAUGAGCAAACGUUUCUGUUCAUAUCGUACUGCUUAUUAUUUUAAAAUGAAUGUGAAUAUCCAGAUUAGAUGACCUGUAAAACUAUUUCUUGUCCUUAAUCUCCACACCUUUACUUACUUUUCAUCUUUUCUUGACUCUUUGUUGUGCAUUGUUCGGCUGUUAUCAUCUCACACUGAACAAAUAUUUACAGUUCACUUGUGAAGAGAUGACAAGCACAGUACUUCUCAGUCUCGAUGCUCCUCUCCAUAGCCGUUCAAAGUGUUGGUGAGGAGUCACUGAUGAGUUGUGCUAAAGAGAUCUGCUCAUCUGGCAUGUCACCUGGAACAGCCAAGCUUAUUGGUCAGGAUUUCUAUCCCUUUUAACGAGUGUGUUUCUCAAAGCCAAGAUAAGACAUGUUCUGGUGUAAAAUAGUCUGCAGCAGAGGCCUCUGACAUUGUGAAUGUUACAUAUGACACUGUGUUUCUGUCGC
This is a messenger RNA of Lepisosteus oculatus (spotted gar), 1102 nucleotides long. RefSeq names its product zinc finger, SWIM-type containing 7 (gene zswim7). Gene Ontology annotation, cellular component: Shu complex. Lineage: Eukaryota; Metazoa; Chordata; Actinopteri; Semionotiformes; Lepisosteidae. Gene Ontology annotation, biological process: double-strand break repair via homologous recombination. Gene Ontology annotation, molecular function: zinc ion binding. The record is from RefSeq and is a predicted model, not a curated record.